This is a messenger RNA of Pelobates cultripes (western spadefoot toad), 14737 nucleotides long. The record is from the annotation of a GenBank genome assembly. Lineage: Eukaryota; Metazoa; Chordata; Amphibia; Anura; Pelobatidae.
UGUUGCUAAGACUCUGGGAUACUAACUAGCAGGUCAGUGCUGUCUAUGUGCAGAUUAAUGUGUUCUAGAUUCAUAUUGUAAUUAUUAUACAGUGAUACUAAUACUCUGUGACAUUAUUUCUGAGUAUUAGAGCAAUUCAUUACAGAUGCAGUUGUUGGUGGACUACCAUUCUCAUCAUGCCCAGGCAGCCAUCACUGUCCCAGAGUUAAUUGUAAUUACCCAUCUUUACAGUCCUGUUCUAUUAGUGACUUGUGGGACAUUUAGCACAUUUGGAAAACUUAGCCCAGAAUUACUGUUGUAUUACUAUCAAUUGUGUUAAUAAAUGUUAAAUCACUAUUAUUAUUAUUAUUGCCAUUUAUACAGCGCCAACAGAUUCCGUAGCGCUUUACAAUAUUAUGAGAGGGGGGAUAUAAAUAGGACAAUUACAAGAAAACUUACAGGAACGAUAGGUUGAAGAGAACCCUGCUCAAACGAGCUUACAUUCUAUAGGUUGUAACAUUUUAUUAUUAUUAUUAUUAUUAUUAUUGUAUUAUUAUUUUUUUUGCAAAGCUGCAACAGGUGGCAAAUUACAUUUAGUAAAUAAGCUCCCAGUGAAGGUGAGUCCUUCGGACUGGUUUAUUCACUAAACAGUGAGUUCUGGUGGACUUUAAGUGGCCAAAUAGUGAGGGUAAAUUUUGCAGCUGUUUGUAAGUCAAUACCUCAAUACCACAAACUGGAGCUUAUUCACUAAACCGCUAUUUUUGGAGCUCAAGAAUGAAUGAAUCGGAAAAUGUAAGCCAAAAUGGGAAACGUUCUACAAUUCACCUAUAGACACAGCUUGGCUAUUUUAGCAUAUUUUACAUUUCCGUUUUAAGUUCACUACAAUUUGAUGAAUAAAUUCCAAUGCGGUUUACCUCUCUCAGUGUUAUUCAUUAAAGGGUGAAUGUCAAUGGAAUUUUAAAUUUGAGGUCAAACUGGCCAAACUGAAAAAUUCGCUAAGUCAAAGAUGCUUUCAAUUCACCCUACUCUUACCUAAAAUUUAAAAUGUAAAAUUCCUUUAAACUGACCUUGAAUUCUCUUUUUAAUAAAUAACCCUGUUACUGUCUACAUUCUUUGCCUGUAGGUACCAUAUUUUUUUUAAUAUAGGACACAGUAAAAUUUGGGGUAAAAACUGCCUGUAUACUAUAUGCCAAGUGCAGCCUAUAUAUAUAUAUAUAUAUAUAUAUAUAUAUAUAUAUAUACACACCGUAUUUUCCGGCGUAUAAGACGACUGGGCGUAUAAGACGACCCCCAACUUUUCCAGUUAAAAUAUAGAGUUUGGGAUAUACUCGCCGUAUAAGACUACUCCUCUUCCAAUGCACACCAAAUAAAAAUUAGCCAUGAUGUACAGUGAGCAGACAGAGCUACACAGCAAGACAUUAAAUAAUGAUAAUCUGAAAUAGCAUUUAAAGCCCAGGUAUGUGCCAGGCUGUUUGGGCAUAUAAUCCAUGCCUGCUUGUCUAGCACACAGGAGGCUAAUUGCGAUAUAUUCUUUUUACUCCCCCCCCUCCAUUCUUUUUACUCCCCCCUCCAUUCUUUUUACUCCCCCCCUCCAUUUUUUUUACUCCCCCCUCCAUUCUUUUUACUCCACCCCAAUCCUCCCUACAUUCUUCUCACCUCCCCUUCCCUGUACAGAGUGGGUGGCCGAGCUCCUCUUCGUCCUGUCAGUCCGGCCGGGUACCGCGCGGUACAGGAGAUUCAGUUACCUGUUCCCGGCCGGACUGAAAGGAAGUGAGCACACAGUGUGCACUUCCUUUCAGUCCGGCCGGGAACAGGUAACUGAAUCUCCUGUACCGCGCGGUAACUGGCCAGGCUGACAGGACGAAGAGGAGCCCGGCCACCCACUCUGCACAGGGAAGGGGAGGUGAGAAGAGAGGCAGUGCGGCAGCCGUCUGAGCGCUCUCUAUAGAGCGCUCAGGCGGCUGCAGCAUUAGAAGGGCUGGCGAUGGGGGCGAAGGGCGCCCCCGGCAGCCAUAUAGACCCUAUACAUGGCGUAUAAGACGACCCAUCGACUUUGGAGAAGAUUUUCCAGGGUUAAAAAGUCAUCUUAUACGCUAGAAAAUACAGUAUAUAGUUAUGCCACUCCUCAAAAAACCACCAGAGAAUUCUGUGUCUCCCUUCCUGGUAAGAGUCAGGAAGGGAGAACUAACAUUAAAUAAUAUAAAAUAAUAAUAUAAAAUAGCCUUUUUCUUUUUUUUUACUGCCCAUACAUCACAGCCACUACCCCACCCCAUACAGCAUCCACUAUACACACAGUGCAUCAUCUACAUCCCCUAUACACACACACCAUAUGCACUAUACACACACUACAUCCUCUAUAAACACUACAUCUCCUAUACCACAGGAACUAAACACACAGACACUAGAUUAUUUACACACACUGCAUCCACAAUGCACGUACACUGUGUCCCCUACACACACUGCAUCUACUAAAUACACAGACAUGGUAUCCACUAUACACACUACAUCCCCUACACACACUGAAUUGUGUACACACACACACAGACACACACUACAUCCCCCACACACAUACACUACAUUCCCUAAAUACACUCCACAUCGCACACACACACACGCACACACAGUUUACUGUAGUUUUGGUAAAGGUUAUUUUAUAUAUUUUUCCUAAUAUAUAUUCCAAAACGAGUAUAUGUUUAAAGGACCACUAUAGUGCCAGGAAAACAUACUCGUUUUCCUGGCACUAUAGUGCCCUGAGGGUGCCCCCACCCUCAGGGUCCCCCUCCCGCCCGGCUCUGGAAGGGGGAAAAGGGGUUAAACUUACCUUUUCCAGCGCUGGGCGGGGAGGCUCUCCCUCCUCCGAUCCUCCUCCGUUCCUCCUCCUGGGCUGAAUGCUUGCAGCGGCAAAGUUGCUUGGCGCAUUCAGCCGUCUAUAGAAAGCAUUCAUAAUGCUUUCCUAUGGAACGCUUAACGUGCUCUCACUGUGAAAAUCACGGUGAGAAGCACGCAAGCGCCUCUAGUGGCUGUCAAUGAGACAGCCACUAGAGGAUUAGGGGAAGGCUUAACCCAUUAAUAAACAUAGCAGUUUCUCUGAAACUGCUAUGUUUAUUAAAAAAUGGGUUAACCCUAGCUGGACCAGGCACCCAGACCACUUCAUUAAGCUGAAGUGGUCUGGGUGCCUAGAGUGGUCCUUUAAGCUUUUGUGUUUAACCUGCAUGCACUUUCUCUUUGUAGACAUGUAUAAGCUGGACUUGCCACUAGAUCCAAAGGAAGUUUCGGCCAUUGAACGGAGGAGAAACAAAGAGCAACAAAGGCAAAGUCGCAUCUUCAAUGCCAAAGUUAGGACCAUUGGGGUAUGUCUUCUUUAUAAUCCAUUACUCCCUGCCCUGCCCAGCAUGCCAGACUGUGUAGUAUGCUCUAAGUGUCUUCAUGUGUUUUUGAUUCAGGUUGACUUACCUGCGCUAGAAAAACAAGUAGAAGAAAGAAAGAUAAAUGAAAGCACUGAAAAAGCUCGGGAUGAGGCAUUUGGUAAGCCAAUAAUUAUGCAAUAUAAUGAUAAUUUAUUUUAAUAUAUUGCUUUUCUCGCCAGUGGGAACCAAUCACUUUAGAUGAUGCUGGAGAGCAACCUUUGGAUGUAAACCAAAUGAGUUAACAACUUCGGGUAAAAAAGCAGCAGAAACCUCUGGGCACCAUAACAACUUUAUUUAUAUGAUGUUCUUAUGGUGGCCAUACAGUUCCUUCAACUUAAUCAAGAACUGUUGCAACAGCCAACGUAAUGGAACUUUUUUGUAAUGUAUGCCUCACUGGCAAUUAUUAGUUAUAAGUAUACAAAAAGAACUUGGAGAAUCUGCACAUUUUCAGUGAUACAUAAGACGUUAAGAAUAAUUCACAAGGAGGCAUCGUCAGAGAAGAAGGCUGUCUGAGGUCAAUAAAUUACAAGUAGGUAAAGUCUUACAGUAGAUUUGGAUUUCAUUAUAGAAGCGUUCUAAGUAUUGUAAACACUACAGCUUUUUCAGUUGAUAUGGUGCAGUGAUUCAAUUGAUGCCACAAUUAUUUUGGAAUCCAGGAUUCUUGCCAAUGCCCUAUCCUGGCCCCUCUGCAGCUGCACUCAUAAUUGUGUUUCCAGGUCUCAUCUCGUUUUUUUAUGUGAAUGGAAUAACACUCAUGGUAGGGAUAUAAGUGACUACUGUAAAUCAGGGUCCAGUUCUUGUCUUCACACUUCCUUUUGGUGAGGAACCAGAGGGUGGAGCUAAUCUUUUUUUUAUUUUUUCCAAACAUGCAUCCUUCAUCAGCGAAAGGUCAGAUCCAUGGCUGUUGCUCUGUACCAACGUAGUCCUUUCCAGCUGCUUACAUUGUAGACCUACCUCUGAUAUACAAUAAUUAAUUUGAUUAUAUUAUAUCUGUAGAUGCUGAUAGGGUGCAGUAUGAUAAAAUUGCUCAAAUGCUGGAACAGAAGGAGCAGGAGGUAGCCCGGAACCUGGACCAAGCUGUACAGGAAUUCAGGGAGAAAUAUCAGCAGCCUGAGACCCGCAGGGAGUUUGACAUCUACGAUCCUGAAGGCCUGAAGAAGGAUCGUCCGGCACGUGUAUGUGAUGAUGACCCCAGAUGUGGGCCUGCCAGCCUGCAGAAAUUUGCCGGAGAAGAUCUGAGCGAGAAGGAACGAAAGAAAUUGCAGGUGGAGAUGACUAAAAAAUAUCUCUCUGAGCAGAAGGCGGAGAGACAGAGAGAACAAGCACAAAAGAAAUAUGCAGGUAAGUUCUAUUCAGUAUGUAGUUAUAUAUUUGUUGCGAUUAUAGCAAUCUACAUCUGUGAAAGCUCAUUCCAGUGGUUGUAAAGGAUAAACAUAAUCAAGCACUAAAGCCCACUUUUAUAUCCCUGACGUAUUUUCAUGUAGCAGUUCACUUAGAAAGACAAAAAAUAACAUUUACACCUUGGUUUCUUCUCAAACCACAGGUCAGUGAUUAAACUGGAUGAUAUAGGAUAGGGGCUAUGCAACCUUCUGCACUCCAGAUAUUGUGGACUACAUCUCCCGUGAUACUUUGCCAAUAUUAUGGCUGAAAAAGCAUUAUGGGAGAUGUAGUCCACAACAUCUGGUGUUCCAAAGGUUGCUUACCCCAAUACAGGAUAAUAACAUUAGUGAGAAUACUCUAUGAUUGAUGCACAAUACCUGCACAACUCACUUCGGCCUCUGCUGUCUAAAAGGGUCAGUCUAAUACUUGCAUUACGUUUAGCAAAGAAUGGCAGUUAUAAAUCAUUGUGCUCAGGGGUUGGAGACCCCUUGUACCUAUUGUUAUGGUGCUAUUAGUAGUCCUUUAAUAAAUAAACCAUUCAAUGAUUGUUUCAUAAUUGAAAUAUUGUAAGUCUAGAAUUGGUCACUUCUAUGCAUUUAAGAAAAACUAUAGUGUUAGGAAUACAAAGUGUUAUACACUCCCCCCCCUCUCCUUCAACACAUAAAAGGUUAAAAACCUUUCAUUCGCUUACCCGAUUUCAACGCUGAUGUCCCUCGGUGCUGGGUCACACUCCACCUCCUCGGACUUCAUCUGCUGGGUGGACCUAAUGCGUAUGCACAGCAAGUGCUGCACACGCAUUACGCCUUCCACAUAGGAAAGUAUUGUUUCAAUGCUUUCCUAUUGGAUUUUCUCUGGCUCUGGACGUCCUCAUAAGUUUGAGGAUGUCCAGCGUCUUUUCACGGAGUCAAACUCCAUCAAACACCAGUAAGCGCCUCUAGUGGCUGUCUAGUAGACUGUCACUAGAGGCAGUCUUAGUACUUCAAUGUAAACAUUGCAAUUUCUCUAAAACAAGGACUAUUAAGCAGAUGAAGUGGUCUGGUGGUUAUUGUGUCCCUUUAAUAGCUCUUGUUUGAAUAUGAAAGACACAGACAAGAUAUUUGAGCUUGAAAACAUUAGGUGAUUAAACCUUAACCCCUUAAGGACUUCUGGAAUAAAAGGGAAUCAUGACAUGUCACACAUGUCAUGUGUCCUUAAGGGGUUAAUAGCUCCAGAGUUUUAUAAUAAUCCUUGUACAAAAGGUAAAAAGUAACACUUCCUAUCCAUACAGAUAAUUUAGAUUAUAAGAAGAGGGUGGAACUGGAUGAGAGAGCCCAGUACCUGAGCUUGAUGGAAGAAGAAUGCAGAAAAGCUAUUGACAUGGCCACUACAAAUUUCAACCAAGCCCUGGUAUGUCAAAAUGUUAUACACUGUGAGAAGUCUAGCAAUUUAUUAUCACUCUCUGGAAUUUUGCACAAGGUAUAACUUUGUACAAUUUUUAAUUCUUGGUUCUGUUUCCCUAAUCAAACAGGCAUUGGAAGCAGAAGAACGCAAGAAAUUGCUGAAGCAGCAGGAGCAGAACAAUAAUUUUGCUGAGAUUUAUAAUAACCUGACUGGAGACAUUUUGACAGAAGACCCAGCUGUAGCUAUCAGUUGCCUUAGUCCACAGCGUGUACUACCUGAUCGUUGGAAGGGGAUGACCCCUGAGCAGCUCAGAGUUAUCUGGGAUGCACAGGAGAAGCAACGUCAAGAAAAGCAGGUAAUGAUUCAAGUUGCUGUUCCAGUACUUAAAGGGACACUAUAGUCAUCAGAACAACUACAGCUUAUUGUAUUUGUUCUGGUAAUUAUAAUCAUUCUCUUCAGGCUUUUUGCAGUAAGCACUGUCUUUUCCGAGAAAAGGAAGUGUUUACAUUACAGCCUUGGGAUACCUCCACUGGCCACUCCUCAGAUGGUUGUUAGAGGUGCCUGCAUGGAGACACUGAAAUUUCCUUAUAGAGAUGCAUUGAUUCAAUGCAUCUCUAUGAGGAGAUGCUGAUUGGCCAGGGCUGUAUUUGAAUCAUGCUGGCUCUGCCCCUGAUCUGCCUACUUGGCAAUCUCAGCCAAUCCAAUGCUUUCCUAUAUGAAAGCAUUGUGAUUGGCUUAAAACAACACUUUUGAUGAAGUCAGUCAAGGUCUAAUGAAGUCAGAACGGGGCAGAGCCAGCAGCAUCAGGCUGGAGUAAAGGUAAGAUUUUACUAUAUUUAGGGGGGGCAGGGGGACUUUUCAUGACAUGUAGACUGAAUGCUGUCAGACAUUCUUUCAUAAUAAAUUAAUCUACCUAAGUACCUAAGUAGACUUACCCUGGAAUGCGGCAAUUCAAUACAACAUACUCAUUUGUGCAAGGUAUUUUGAAUACAAGCUUGCAAGUUUUUAAUGAUAUUCUGAUGCAUACAUGGUACAUAGGCUAUAUAAAAACACCCACAACUACCAGUAAAUAGGUACUUGGAUAAAUUACUGGACUAGGCAGGCAAGUGGUCAGAUUAGAUUCAAUACAGAUAAAUGCAAAGUUAUGCAUUUUAGAAUAAGGAACCCACAAGCCACUCAUACAUUAAACGUGGUUGAGUUAGGGAUAACAUUAAAUAAAAAGGACUUGGGAACAAUUAUACUAGGCAACAGUAGGCAAUGCCGGUCUGCCAUUGCAAACACUAGUAAGUGCUUUCACAUAUAAAAAGGAAUUUUGAUUUACAUGAUACAAAUAUAACUUUGGAGAAAAGAGAACAGAUAAGGUAAGUUCCUUAUAUAAGGGCCUGACCCUGUCUGCUAAAUAAUGGUGAAUGUUCCCAAAGGGAACCAAAAUAUUGGAAUGACACUCUAUAGAGUAUAGAGUUAUAAAUAAAUUAGAUCAAGUCUCACAAUAGAUAAAAUGUGCAGAAUUAAAGUGUGAUAAAGAAUUUAUCACACUUUAAUUCUUCACAUUUUAUCUAUUGUGAGAUAAUUUUCUUUUUAUCUAUUGUGAGAUAACUUUCUUUAUCACACUUUAAUUCUGCACAUUUUAUCUAUUGUGAGAUUUGAUCUAAUUUAUUUAUAACUCUAUACAGGAGUGUCAUUACAAUAUUUUGGUUCCCUUUGGGAACAUUCACCAUUACAAAUAUAACUUUGCCUCUUUACAAAUCAAUGGUAAGACCCCACCUUGAAUAUGUGGUGCAAUUUUGGGCACCAGUUUUAAAGAAGCAUAUUGCAGAACUAGGAAACAAGUAAGGGAGAUAGAAAACAUUAGUUAUGAGAAAAGGCUAGACAAACUGCAAUUAUUUUCUUUAGAACAAGGCCCCUUAGAGGGGAUACAAGGUCAGCAGAAAAAGCUAUGUGCUACCCUGUUCAUUAGCAGGAAUCUAUAACAGACAAUAGACUGAAAUGAAAAAAAAUGUUUUACUUACAGCAGAGGAAAUGGUUCUUUACAAUAAGAAAAAUAAAGAUGUGGAAUUCUCUGCCUUAAAAGGUUGUGUUGUCAGAUUCUAUAGCUAAUUUAAAAAAAGGCCUGGAUGCUAUUUUGUAAAAACAUAAUAUGCAAGGAUAUAAUUGGUAUGUAUGCAAAAGGUUGUUGAUCCAAAGAUAAAUCUGAUUGUCAUUAUUGAGUCAAGAAAGCCUUCCCUCCCCUUUUUUUGUGGCAUAAUUCGAUAUGGCUACAACUGAUUUCUUUGCCUUCUUUUGGAUCAACAGCAUAAAAGCUUUGUGAUUGAACUGGAUGGACUUUAGUCAUUUUUCAAUAUAGAUUACUAUGUAACUAUGUACUGGGAAAACAAAUUUGGCUUUUUGCUUACCUUAUGCCAGAGGUUAAUUGAGGAAGAAAAGCAACGGGAUUCAGAGUGGGACAAGCAGAGGAUGCUGGCCGCACGAGCUGCUAUGACAAUGGAGCAACAGGAAGAAGAACUCAACAAAAAUAUGAGGAAGAGACUGGACUCGUACAACCAGCAGCUUAGCAGAGAGCAACAAGCACAGUGAGUACUACUGAAACCUUAUAGCCCCGAGAGCAGGGUAUUGGGUCAACACAUUGAUUCAUGAACAUGAUGGUAGACUAUAACCGUCUAAUCUAAAUAGCUUAAAUUGUCUCUGUCCCCUGCCCCCUCCCCAUCCAAAACGUGUAUCUCAGAAAGAUAAAAUACAUCUGAAAUACUCACAUUGACUAUGUUGGAAUUUCACUGAAUUAUACUAAGACAAUACUAAUAUACUAAGACAAACUAUUUUUAUUCCAAGCUUAACAAAAAGCAGAACUACCUUUUUUAAGUCUAGUCAAGCACUUGUUGAGGAUCCUGUUGUCUUGCGGGUUCUUCCGUAGACCUCGGUGUUUUACUCUUGUGCAUGUAGAGGACCAUCAGGAAGAAGAUGGCGGUGGCCUCGAGGCACAGGUUCAGGUAAGUAUGUAAUUCUCCUUUCCCUCCACCACUUGUCCACUGCACUGUCAGGAGAGCAGUCGCCAUCGGGGGUGUCUUUGCAAUAAAGUAAUGCUUAUAUGGUGACCUCUCCUCCCUUGACGACGUCAGCUCCAAAUGUGCAUGCGCGGCCAGAACUGCACGCGCAUUCAAGCCACCCAUAGGAAAGCAUUACUUGCUUUCCUAUGGACGUCCAGCAUGAGUUCAAUGCGAUUUUCGCAUUGAGGGUCGCGGAAGCGGCCUCAAGUGGCUGUCAGGGAAACAGCCACUAGAGGCUGAAUUAACCCUUAAUGUAGUGGUUUGGUGCCUAUAGUGGUCCUUUAAUGAACAGAAUGACUGGCCCAUCUUGGGGGGGACUUCAACGCCCCACUGGACCCCAUUAUGGACUCCUCAACAGGACACAGUAGCAUCUCGCAACUCAACAUAUGCUCCAUGAAGAGAUCAUUGGGGGAUAUGGACCUGGUGGAUUGCUGGAGGACCCUACACCCCUCCACUAAAGACUUUUUACGUAUUAUUCAGCAUUACAUGAUCGAUACUCCCGCAUCGAUUAUAUCUUCAUAUCUCCUACAAAUAGGCCUCCAACGACUGAUCUCUGCCAAGUUAGACCCUGCAACGUGGUCGGAUCAUGGCUCGGUCAUUGUAGAACUUGAAUCGCCUCUCUUUCGGCCCUCCACGUGGUCAUGGAGGCUAAAUGAAGCCCUCCUUCUCGAUCCUGAGACGCGAGCACAGAUUACCCAAGCAUUGGAACAGUACUUUCAGGAUAAUGACGUGCCGGAUAUGGGAAGCCCACAAGAGCGUCAUCAGGGGCACACUUAUCCAAAUAGCCUCCCGAAAGAAAAAGGCAGCAGCGCAUGAAAUGGCAGAUCUUUACAAAUCUAUUUCGGACCUGGAACAACGACACAAACGAUCCCACCUGAUGGAGACGUACGGGGAACUCAUGCAGGCCAGGCGACAACUGAAAGAUCUCCUCACAAAACGCUAUCUCAGAUCCCUACAACAUUCCAAGGGGUUCUUCUAUGCUCAUGCCAACAAGGGAGGGAAAUACCAGGCGCGUCUCCUGAAAGGAAAUGCCCCCCGCACGCAGGUCCGCAACUUACACCUCUCGUCAGGCACCACGACGACCUUCCCGAACGAGAUAGCGGGAGAAUUCAGGAAAUACUACCACUAACUUUAUAAUAUACAUGUAACUGAUGGAAAUGACGACUCAGACGCGGAGGAGGCCCGGACGCGGGACUACCUGCAAGAGUCUAUCACGAGAACGAUCAGCCCGGAUCAUGUAGAGAUGCUGGACACCCUAAUUUCUGUGGAGGAGCUCCUGGCAGCACUGAAGUCGGCCAAAACGGGUAAAACACCGGGCCCGGACAGCUUCUCCGUGGGGUAUUAUAAAACAUUUUCCUCCAUAUUGCUACCAUGGUUCACGAAGGUCAUCAAUGCAGUCGCUGAAGGGGGGAACUUCGGGGCAGAAUCUCAGGCGGCUAUAAUAACUGUUCUACCGAAGCCUGGGAAGGACCCAAUGGUAAGUGGCAGCUAUCGCCCAAUCUCCCUGCUGAAUGUGGACACCAAACUGUUCACUAAGGCACUAGCGACUAGGCUCCGGUCCGUCCUACCGGCUCUCAUACAUGUGGACCAAACGGGAUUUAUACCCGGUCGAGAGGCACGAGAUAGUACCCUGAGGGUAUUUGUGAUACAACAUAGAGUGAGGAUGACGCAGCAACAACUCCUCCUCCUUUCCACGAACGCCGAAAAGGCGUUCAACCGGGUGAGAUGGUGAUACAUGUUUGCCACUCUCUGUAAAAUGGGGGUUGGACAAAGACUCCUCAUGUGGAUCCGGGCGCUAUACAGCAACCCACGGGCCGCGGUGCAUGUGAACGGGGCACUCACCACUGAAUUUGCGAUCUCCAAUGGCACAAGGUAGGGAUGCCCACUGUCCCCAUUGCUAUUUGCCAUGUCCCUGGAACCCCUGCUCCAACUAUCAGGCAACAUCCUGACGUUCGGGGGUAUUCCUGGCAAGGGGAUGAACACAAAGUAGCCGCAUACGCGGACGAUCUUUUAUUUUUUAUCACCUCACCCCGAACCACGAUGCCCUGCCUGAUGGAGGCACUUGAACAAUUCGGUAAGAUAUCGGGUUUUAAACUUAACCUAUCCAAGUGUGAGGUGCUUAACAUCACCAUCCCUGACGCAGAAUACCGGGCUCUGGACUCCCUAUUCCCUUUCUGAUGGUGCCCCUGUAAAAUGAGAUAUCUUGGGAUUUGGAUCACAUCGGGUCCGGGAGAGCUUUACCCACAAAACUUCAACCCACUACUGAAGACGAUACUGGCGGAUCUAGAGAGGUGGGCAUACCCACAUGUAUCGUGGUUCGGAAGGAUAGCAGUUCUUAAAAUGAACAUCCUACCCAGGCUCUUAUAUUCGUUUCAGACACUCCCACUGGCCAUACCCGCACACUUUUUCUCCACACUGAGGUCGGCAGUUAUGCUCUAUGUUUGGAGGGGGGAGAGAUUGAGGCUCCGACAUGAUCUACUCUGCUUGCCGAGGCACCGGGGAGUACUGACGCUGCCCGACUUUAGACGAUAUCACCAAGCUACAGUCCUUCAGCGCAUCCUGGAGUGGCACACAAACACGCAUCGGAAACAGUGGGUAGCUCUAACCAGGGACGGACAGGAGGCUCGCCUAAAAUCUACCAUAUGGGCAGGGGGUUCUAAAGUUGGUGGCAGAGGAGAAUCGGAGGGAAUAGUGGCUCAGACACUUAUCAGCUGGAAACUCAUGAGGGACCAAACCCAUAUCUCACCCUUGCCCAGCCCACUACUUCCCAUUGCCCACAAUCCGGCGAUAGGAGGGGGAUUCCCGUCAAGAACAUGGCCCUUUGCGGAGGGACGUGAACAUAUCCCCAUCUCCACAGUUUUGCGAGAUGGCGCCCUGCGAUCCCUGGACUCCCUGUUGGGAGAGACACCCCAGACUCCCCUGAUAAUGCCACGCUACAUGCAGGUAACGCACUAUUAUGAUGCCGUACGUGACAAAGAACGACUGCACAGGUUUGAGGCGAGAUGCGAGAGGGGCUCAUCACUGGAAAAAACGAUAUCCACCCUCUACCAACAUCUUUUGGUGGGACACUUGGCGGAGAACGAUACCUUCCACAGGCAGUGGGAGGCACUGAUGGACACCACCUUCACACCCCAACAAUGGGAAGGUGCAUUACUCUGGCAACACAAAAGCUCAAUCAGCUCACAUUACCAAGAAAUGAAUUACAAACUAAUCGCACUCUGGUAUAGGACCCCGACGCUGCUACACAGGAUCUUCCCAACGACGCCCCCAACAUGUUGGAGAUGCCUCUAGGAGAGAGGCAUGACAAUACAUAUAUGGUGGGAAUGUCGCCUCCUCGUCCCAUAUUGGGAGAUGAUCAGAGAGAAGAUAAACAAAAUCAUAGGAGAAACGACAGAAUGGACAGCGGCCCUGCCCCUUCUACAUAUUUCAAAGAUGUCGAUUGCCAUGUACAAAAAAAUCGAUCCUGCGUCAUUUACUCAAUGCGGCCAAAGCCCUGAUCCCACUAUAUUGGAAGAAGGCGGAGGGGGGGACAGACAUGCAGAGAUGUGGCGGCCAUGGUUCGCAUUUGUGUCCCGUAGCCGAUAGGGUGGGAUGGAUUGGGUGGGGGGACGCGUGGGGGGGAAAACUGGCCCGACGAGGCGUGACCAUUCCUGCCUGCUUUAUUCUACCCUACCUAACCUAUACUGAGGCCCUGGGGCAACUCUUCUUCCCUCUCUACCAACCUACUUCUGAUUUUCACCUGUAACCUUUACAUACACACGAGCAAAUGGAUAAGACACACUCACGCUAUAGUGAUAAGCCUGUAUCUUGUCCGGGACCAGUCAGUGCGAUCAUAGAAAGACAGCACUAUAAUUACCUCAUUCACGCCUAUCACGGAUUCCACCAAUGACUUAAGGACAUACACAAACCCUUAAAGGGUGGGAUAGCUGGGACGGACAGACCCAUGAAAGGCCUUGUAAUCACUGGCAACACACACAGGUCCAUAUUUGUAUGUAGUGCAAGGCCUUAGUAGCCACAUGGAGCUCCUUGAAAGUCAACUACACCCGGUAUGGUUAAGACCCCACCAUAGCGUAGCGCCUCUUUAGAUACUUAGCACGGAGUGCCAUGGCUUGCAGGGUACACACAAAAAGCAUGACACUCCAAGGGAUGGCCUACAGCUACACACAUUUGUGCCAGGUGGAGAAGGGAAGUACUGUACCAUACCAUGUGCUGAUUGUUGUUGUGCACUUGUUUAAAAUACCCGGCCUCUAUGGGCCUGGUAUAGCCCUACAUGAUGAACACUUCACCUACUAUGUACGCAACCUUACUGUGCUAUAUGCAACCAGGACCUGCGAGUCCUCACUAUUGAAAAUGUUUGUAUUGACAAAACUCAGUUUCUAUACACACAGAAUCUUAAUAAAACAGAUUUAAAAAAUAAAAAAAUAAAAAGAAUGACUGACCCAACUUCAACUUACAGCAAUUCAAUGCUCAAUGGCUUACUUGCAAUCACAUGCUAAAUUAGCAAUUUAAGGCUCAUAAUACUUUAUACAAAUCAAUAUAAUAAUAAAACAUAAGCUGGGCAUUGAUUGAAUAGCAUUUCUGAAAACAUAUUUAGCCUGUGUGUGCAGUAGAUAGACAGACAGACAGACAGAUAGAGGUACAGACAAAUAGAGCAAGUGUCCUAGGUUUGCAGAUAAGCACAAUUUAUCCUGGAAUGGCCAUGUGAGUCUAACUAUUGAGUGCCGGUUGGUGGGGGAGGUGGGCAGACCUAAAGUCACUAUUCUAGGAGCACCACUUGGUAAUUUAUUAUAGUGUGCAGCUCACAAUACAGAAUAGCAUAUAGAUUGUUUGUCCGCUGGUACAAUUUGAAAGCUUAAUUAACCCGCUUUGUUCCUUUGGAAUGCAUGCCAUGACUUGAAAUACCUUCCCAAGACAGAGUUAGCUUUCAAAUAUUUCUGCCUGGAACUUCUUGUAUUGUACUCUCAUGUUGUAAUAUUCAUAACAGACUAAACCCAUGGGCUUAGUAACUAAACUCAUUUGUGGUCGGAAACAUAAUAGCCGUAUGUAUGAACUGGUGGUGACAAGUCGGUUGUGGUGUGCAGUAAGCGACGCACAGGUAGGUAAAAGAGGGCCCACCAAGGUGAAGAGUGAAUAAAUAUAUAAAUGAUUGAUAAAAUAAAUGUAACUUGUUUAACUACCAAGUGAGUUACUAAAAGGGCCAGGGCUUAGUGAGAUAUAUAUGUGUGUUCCUGUGUACACUCAUUUUUUUAUCAGAUCAUGUUGCAAUAUGAUGUAUCUACUUUCAUAAAAGAUAAAUUCAUAUAAUUUUCUCCACGUCCUGCAUUACUUUUAUUUAUUCCCUGUAUAUUCUGUCUCUCCAGCUUGCGGUAUCUUGAGAAAGAUGUGUAUACCAACAACCCGACUGCCCAUUAUCACACUCAGUUCAACACAACCAGCCGCUGAAAGGAUUACCUUGCUUCUUCCUGGGUCCCUUUAUCAUCUUAAUAUCCAUAACGAGAUCUAUGACACAUAUUGGUGCUAUUAACAAAUAAAAAAUAAUAUUCAAAUUGA